Messenger RNA from Cyprinodon variegatus (sheepshead minnow), 708 nucleotides. RefSeq names its product basic salivary proline-rich protein 2-like. The transcript is spliced from 2 exons. NCBI's taxonomy places the organism in Eukaryota, Metazoa, Chordata, Actinopteri, Cyprinodontiformes, Cyprinodontidae. Bases 1 to 708 code for a protein of 235 amino acids. The record is from RefSeq and is a predicted model, not a curated record.
AUGCCAGCACCCCGGGGAGCCGCGGGGACGAGUCUGCGGGCCCCGCCGGCAGCCGGCCACCCUGAAGUAGGGCCGGGCACCGAACACCGCCCUCCCCACGGCACCGACCGAAACGCCCCAGCUCCACAGAGCACCGAAACACGCCCCGCCCCCCGGCACCAAGCCCCGGCGACCGACCGCAACACCCACCGCGACCGCACCACCCAGGAAAAACACACAAGCGGAUCCAUGCGCAUCCGCCUGCAGCCCCACCCCACCAAGACCGACGCCAACAGUGUGCAACGCAACACACCGCGCACAGAAUCAACAGCAGAAAAGCCGCCCGGUGCAAAACUGCAAGAAGAGCAGACCGCAGCCGGCGCCACGAAGCCAAAGCAGCGCAGCCACGUCCGCCGCACCCAACCCCCCCCCCAGGCACACCAGGCCCUGACAGGCCCUGACACGCGGCCAGAGCAGCUCCGCCGCCCCGGCCCCCCAACGCGUGCCGGCCAGAGCCACUCCAACCCCCACCCGCCCCGCAGCCUCACCCGCCGCGAUCAGCGGGGGGAAAGCAGCUCCGCCAUGCCUCCAAAAGGGAAAACCCACCCGAGUACCCAAUCAGCGCAGCCAGCCCGCCCACACCGGCCCCCCAACAUCCCACCCCCGCCAGAGCCGCCCGGACCCCCACACACCAGCGGCUCGCCGCCAGAUACUUGUGUGAAAAUGUAA